This is a messenger RNA of Dermochelys coriacea (leatherback sea turtle), 6532 nucleotides long. It is a transcript of the gene SBF2, whose product is annotated as SET binding factor 2. Bases 220 to 6027 code for a protein of 1935 amino acids. NCBI's taxonomy places the organism in Eukaryota, Metazoa, Chordata, Testudines, Dermochelyidae. The transcript is spliced from 42 exons. The record is from RefSeq and is a predicted model, not a curated record.
CUCUUGGCCACGGCUAGCCUGCGCGAGGCGGACAAUAGCUCCCCUCGCGCCGCCGCCGCCGCCGCUCCGCGUGCUAGUUGUAAACCCCGCUGCCCACGCCCAGCCCCGCGGGGUCACAGCACAGAGGCCGAGGGGGCGCGCAGGCGCAGAGCGCGCCUGGGCGUCCAACAUGGCUGAGGUGCUGCUGUUGGUGCUUCUCUUGCUGGAGCAGAGGGCAGGAUGCUGAGUUCCCCAGCAGCAGCAGCAGCCGCCGCCGCCUCGACAGUGGCAGUGGCAGUGGCAGUGGCAGGGGCGGUGGGGGCUGAGGCAGGCUCUUCUCAGCCAUGGCUAGGCUGGCUGACUAUUUCAUUGUGGUGGGCUAUGACCAUGAGAAGACAGGCUCAGAAGGUUGGGGAAAAUAAUUCAGAGGUUUCCUCAGAAGAUUGGGAUGACACUCCCUUUCCGCAGGGAAUAGAGUUGUUUUGUCAGCCUGCAGGAUGGCAGUUGUGCAGAGAAAGAAAGCAGCCUACGUUCUUCGUGGUGGUUUUGACCGAUAUAGACUCAGAACGGCACUACUGUUCAUGCUUAACUUUCUGUGAAGCGGAGAUCAACUUGCAGGGAACAAAAGAGACUGAAGGUGAAGAGGAGGAGUCUGGUUUAAUUCAGCCUGCUGAAGUAUUUGCUCCCAAAAGCCUGGUGUUGGUAUCCAGACUAGAUUAUCCAGAAAUUUUCAGGGCUUGCCUUGGCUUGAUCUACACUGUGCAUGUGGACAGCCUGAGUGUGUCCUUGGAGAGUCUCAUUGCAAAUCUCUGUUCAUGCCUUGUCCCUGCGGUUGGAGGCUCUCAGAAAUUGUUUUCGUUGGGAGCAGGAGACAGACAACUGAUACAAACCCCUUUACAUGAUAGCCUUCCUGUUACCAGUACCAGUGUGGCUCUUCUUUUUCAGCAAUUGGGAAUCCAAAAUGUUCUGAGCUUGUUCUGUGCGGUCCUUACAGAAAAUAAGGUUCUCUUUCACUCUGCAAGUUUUCAGAGGCUCAGUGAUGCCUGUAGAGCACUGGAGUCCUUAAUGUUUCCUCUCAAAUAUAGUUAUCCCUAUAUUCCAAUUCUACCUGCACAGCUGCUAGAAGUUCUCAGUUCACCAACACCGUUCAUUAUUGGUGUACAUUCCAUCUUUUGUGCUGACAUUCAUGAGCUUUUGGAUGUAAUUAUAGCAGACCUGGAUGGAGGAACAAUUAAAAUUCCUGAAUGUAUUCAUCUAUCUCAGCUCCCAGAGCCACUGCUACAUCAAACUCAAACAGCUCUUUCUUUAGUUUUACACCCCGAUUUGGAAACGGCAGAUUAUGCAUUCCCUCCACCACGAACGGCUUCAUCACACUCAAAAAUGCUGGAUAAAGAAGUACGGGCAAUUUUCCUUAGAUUGUUCGCACAACUUUUCCAAGGAUAUCGGUCAUGCCUUCAGCUGAUCAGAAUUCAUGCUGAGCCAGUUAUACAUUUUCACAAGGCGGCCUUUUUGGGCCAGCGAGGCUUGAUAGAGAAUGACUUUCUAACCAAAAUUCUCAAUGGAAUGGCAUUUGCUGGUUUUGUAUCUGAGCGAGGUCCUCCCUACAGAUCCUGUGAUCUCUUUGAUGAGUUGGUAGCUUUUGAAGUGGAAAGAAUUAAAGCUGAGGAAGGUAAUCCACCAAAAAUGAUGAAGCACGUCAGAGAGCUUGCAGAACAGUUGUUCAAAAACGAGAAUCCAAAUCCUCACAUGGCAUUCCAGAAAGUUCCACGGCCCACUGAGGGAUCCCAUUUACGAGUUCAUAUCCUUCCUUUCCCCAAAAUUAAUGACAGCCGGGUUCAGGAACUAAUUCAAGAAGGCCUGGCUAAGAACCAAAGUGCGCCACCUGCUGCUUGGGUAGAAAAAAAGUGUGUGGUUCCUCCUGGUCCGCCUGUUGUUUCCAUAAUGGAAAAGACCAGUACAGUUUUCAACAGUGCACAGAGGCUGGAAGUUGUUAGAAAUUGCAUCUCAUUCAUAUUUGAAAAUAAAAUUUUGGAGACUGAAAAGACUCUGCCCGCUGCAUUGAGGGCACUAAAAGGAAAGGCAGCUCGACAGUGCCUGACACAGGAGCUGUGCCUGCGUGUUCAGCAAAAUCGGGCAAUACUGGACCACCAGCAGUUUGAUUACAUAGUGCGGAUGAUGAACUGUACCUUACAGGAUUGUUCAACUUCAGAAGAGUACAGCAUUGCUGCAGCAUUACUGCCCCUGACAACUGCAUUCUACAGAAAACUGGCACCUGGAGUUAGUCAGUUUGCUUACACCUGUGUACAAGACCACUCUAUAUGGGCCAACCAACAGUUUUGGGAAACCACAUUUUAUAGUGAUGUGCAAAAUCAAGUUCGUUCCCUGUAUCUCACAGCUAGGGAAGACAAUCAUACAAUACGUUCAAAACAAAAGGAGAAAAAUUCUGUAGGUUUGGACCAGGAGAAAACAGCCAUGGACCUGGCUGCUGAGCAGUUGCGUUUAUGGCCAACACUCAAUAAAGAAACUCAGCAGGAGCUAAUACAGAAUGAGGAAAGUACAGUUUUCAGUCAGGCAAUUCAUUUUGCUAAUCUCAUGGUCUACCUGCUAGUGCCACUGGAUACAAGUAAAAACAAACUAUUGAGAACAUCAGCUACAGGAGACUGGGAGAGUGGAAGCAACAGCAUUGUCACAAAUAGUAUUGCCGGCAGUGUUGCAGAGAGCUAUGACACCGAAAGUGGAUUUGAAGACUCUGAGAACAAUGAUAUUGCCAAUGCAGUUGUGCGCUUCAUCACCAGGUUUAUAGACAAAGUUUGUACAGAGAGUGGAGUUACACAGGAUCACAUCAAGAGCCUUCAUUGCAUGAUACCAGGGAUUGUAGCAAUGCACAUUGAGACUCUGGAGGCCGUCCAUCGAGAGAGUAGAAGGCUACCACCAAUACAGAAGCCUAAGAUUCUGCGACCAGCUUUGCUGCCAGGAGAAGAGUUUGUGUGUGAAGGUCUCCGUGUGCUGCUGGAUCCUGAUGGGAGAGAGGAAGCAACAGGAGGAUUGCUCGGAGGUCCCCACAUUCUCCCAGCUGAAGGAGCCUUGUUCCUUACCACAUACAGAAUUAUAUUUAAAGGCACUCCUCAUGAUCAACUAGCUGGAGAACAGACAGUGAUCCGGAGCUUUCCCAUUGCAUCUAUUAUGAAGGAGAAGAAGAUUACUAUACAGAACCAGCUGCAACAGAAUAUGCAGGAAGGACUUCAGAUCACCUCAGCAUCAUUUCAGUUAAUUAAAGUAGCAUUUGAUGAGGAAGUAAGUCGUGAAGUGGUAGAAAUAUUUAGGAAACAGCUAAUGAAGUUCCGUUAUCCCCAGUCAAUUUUUAGCACCUUUGCUUUUGCAGCUGGGCAAACUGUACCACAGAUAAUCUUGCCAAAGCAAAAAGAAAAAAACACUUCCUUUCGCACCUUCUCAAAAACAAUUGUGAAAGGAGCCAAACGUGCAGGGAAGAUGACAAUUGGUCGUCAAUAUUUAUUAAAGAAGAAGACAGGCACAAUAGUGGAAGAAAGAGGGAAUCGUCCAGGCUGGAAUGAAGAAGAUGAUAUCUCUGUUUCAGAUGACAGUGAAUUGCACACAAGUGGUACUUUGAGAGCCUCAGAAAAGUCAACAAUGGAGCAGUUAGUAGAGAGAGCCUGUUUUAGAGACUAUCAGCGUUUGGGACUGGGGACCAUCAGUAGUAGCUCUUCUCGCUCAAAAACCGAAUACUUCCGAAUAACUGCAUUGAACAGGAUGUAUUCACUUUGCAGAAGCUAUCCUGGACUUUUGGUAGUACCUCAGUCUGUGCAGGAUAGCAGUUUGCAGAGGGUAGCUCGUUGUUAUCGUCACAAUCGCCUGCCAGUUGUCUGCUGGAAAAACUCAAAAAUCAGUACUCUGCUGCUAAGAGCUGGGGGCUUCCAUGGAAAGGGAGUUGUCGGCCUCUUUAAAUCUCAAAACACACAUACUGCAGUUCCUCCUAAUUUAGAAUCUUCAAGCAGCAUAGAACAGGAGAAAUAUCUGCAAGCCUUACUGAAUGCAAUUUCCAUCCACAGUAAAAUGAAUGGCAGUAAUACUCUCACUGUAAGACCAACAAUUGCUUUGUCUCCAGGCACUGAAAGGAGGGCUUCAAGAAUGUCCACUGUGGUUAAGCAGGUAGUGCCAGGACAUUUGGAUGUAAAUCUAUCCAAUAGCUUUGCUCGAGGAGUGCUUGGGUACAGAGAUAAAUGUUUCACUCACUCAAAUUCCAAAUCAGGAGCUAAGGGAAGAGUCUAUCAAGGUGUAUGGGCAAGUCUUCGUUCUAGCAAUCGAUUUAUCAGCACUCAAGCGCCAUUCAUUGAUGUCGGUGCAAGACUAGCAGGGAAAGAUAACACAACAUCAUACAAUAACAGUUCAUUUUUGCAAAACCAGCUUCUGAAACGCCAAGCUGCCCUCUACAUAUUUGGAGAAAAAUCUCAGUUAAGGGGCUUCAAACUUGAUUUUGCUUUGAAUUGUGAAUUUGUUGCUGUUGAGUUCAGUGACAUCCGACAGGUGAAAACUAGUUUUAAAAAGAUGAUGAGGGUUUGUGUUCCCAGUACUAUUCCUACAGAUUCUGAAGUAACGUUCCUUAAGGCACUUGGUGAAUCAGAGUGGUUCCCAAAGCUUCACAGGAUAAUGCAAUUGGGAGUGCUCAUAUCAGAGCUCCUUGAGAAUGGUUCUUCAGUUAUGGUUUGUUUGGAAGAUGGUUGGGAUAUUACUGCACAGGUGGUGUCUCUAGUGCAAUUACUCAGUGAUCCAUUCUACAGGACACUUGAAGGCUUCCGAAUGUUAGUGGAAAAAGAGUGGCUCUCUUUUGGUCAUAAGUUCAAUCAGCGUAGUAAUGUGACCCUCAAUUGUCAGGGUAGUGGAUUUGCUCCCAUUUUCUUACAGUUCCUGGACUGUGUGCACCAGAUUCACAACCAGUAUCCAACAGAGUUUGAAUUCAAUCAGUAUUUCCUGAAGUUCUUAGCUUUCCACUACGUUUCAAAUAGAUUUAAAACAUUUCUUCUGGAUUCAGACUAUGAAAGACUAGAACAUGGGACAUUGUUUGAAGAUAAAGGAGACAGACAUGCCAAAAAGGGAAUCUGUAUUUGGGAAUGUAUUGAAAAAAUGCACAAAAGGAGCCCAAUUUUCUUCAAUUACCUAUAUGCACCUGUUGAAACAGAGGCAUUAAAACCAAGUGUAAAUAUGUCCAGCCUGAAAACUUGGGAUUAUUAUAUGGAAGAGACCUUGGCCACAGGUCCUUCCUAUGAUUGGACCAUGAUUACUGCAAAAUGCAACACUUCAGAGGAAGCUGACCAAAUGGAUGGUUCAUUUCGCCAAAGUAAGAGGAAAAUAGUGUGGCCAUGCUAUGAUGAUGUUAGCAAAGUGCAACCUGAUGCAAUCACCAGCCUCUUAAAUGAAAUCGAAAGACUGGAGAAUAAAUUAAAUCAGAGCCCAGAAAAGUGGCAGCUCUUGUGGGAAAGGGUCACCGUGAAUCUUAAAGAUGACACAAGACAAGACAAUCCACGAAGACAUCCUUCUGGCUCAUCAGGGAUAAUGUCUACUAAUCCACAUUCCUAUCAGAAGAGGUCUUUGCUGCAUUUACCUGACAGUGGUCUGGGUGAAGAACAGAGUGCCAGCAUCUCUCCCUCUAAUGGAGUGGACAGACGAGCAACCACACUAUACAAUCAGUUCACAUCGAAGAAUGAUGAGAAUAGGUCUUUUGAAGGUACACUGUACAAAAGAGGAGCUUUGUUAAAAGGUUGGAAACCUCGCUGGUUUGUACUGGAUGUGACAAAACACCAGCUGAGAUAUUAUGACUCUAGUGAGGACACAAGCUGUAAGGGACACAUUGAUCUUGCAGAAGUCGAAACAGUGAUUCCUGCAUCUCCAACAAUUGGUGCACCAAAGCAUGCUAGUGAAAAAGCAUUUUUUGAUCUAAAGACAAGUAAACGUGUAUAUAAUUUCUGUGCCCAAGAUACACAGAGCGCACAGCAAUGGAUGGAUAGGAUCCAGAGCUGUAUUUCAGAUGCAUAACGGAGAAUACCAUUCCACUGCCAACUGCAGAAAAGAAAUGCUUUCAGCACUUCAUGUUGCAAGAAGAUACAUUUUGAAAUGCUAUUACAGAACAAGCAACCUUCCUUUUAUUUCAGUCAAAUACUUAUUAUAUGCUGAACCAUCUUCUCUGUUUAAGUAUUAUAACCACUAUACCUACUCCUUUUCUCCCACUAGGAGGACUUUUCAAUAUGAUUCCUAGCUAAAUGAGCCUGCUGUACACACUGAAAUAUGCUACCAUCUAAUACUGUUUUUCUAAUCAGAGUUUCAUCAGAAAAACUGUUGACCUUGAAUUGUGGACAUUUUUCCUCAAAUAGUGUUCUGUUUUCACCUAGUUUUAAUAUUAAAACAAAAUGGUCCAUAUUUUCAAGCUAGUUAUGUAUCUGGAAGAACAUUUCUACAGUUUUCAAGAAAAGUUUAGGUUUGUGAAUUCAGUGACAUGCAUAACAGAUUGGCAGAUGUCACUUAAUAUUUUUAAAGACCAAAA